AUGGUCAGUAUAAAUAAACUUGUCUUCUGCGUAUUCACUAUCUUUCCAUUGCUUCAACUUUUCCUGACGAUUGGGAUGAAGAAAAGCAAUUGCGGACUCCAUCUUUGUUCUUGUUAGUUCCUAUUGCUGCAUUAUUAUGCCUCACAUCUACUUCAUUUAGGUUUUCACAGUAAGUAAACUCAUUCAGAUCUGUAAGCAAACUCUUUUUUUUUUCUUUUUACAAGCUGCUUCGUUCAUAUCUCAAUUUUGGAGAAGCUUUGAUAUCUUGGUUUCAUUUUUCCAGGACAAGCUAUCAUGACAACACAAGCAUCAACAUCAUCUCCCAUCCAUGAUCAUUGGAAUUAUGAUGUCUUUAUCAAUUUUAGAGGAGGAGAUACUCGUUAUGGCUUUACUGGAAAUCUGUAUAAAGCUCUAGAUGAAAAGGGAAUUCACACCUUCUUUGAUGAUAGGGAAAUAAGAAUGGGCGAUGAAAUUGAUCCAAAACUUCAUGAAGCAAUCGAAGAAUCUAGGAUGUUCAUCUGUGUGUUUUCUAAAGACUAUGCGACCUCAAGAUUUUGUCUUGAUGAACUUGUCCACAUCCAUCAAUGUUCUAAGAGAGAUGGACGACGAAUUUGGCCAAUAUUUUAUGAUGUGGAGCCAUCAGAAGUGCGACAUCAAAAAGGAAACUAUGCACGAGCUUUAGAUAAAUAUAAAAGUAAAAACAGAGCUGAUGAGAACAAGAUGGAAAAUUGGAAGGCUGCACUACGUGACGUGGCAAAUAUCUCCGGCAAACAUUUCACACCUGGUAGGAUCAUUAUUACGACGAGGGACAUGCAGUUACUUGCAAAACAUGGAAUUAAGAGAAAAUAUGAGAUGGAGGCAUUGAAUGAUAAAGAAUCUCUUGAAUUAUUAAGUGGGAAAGCCUUUAGAAGUAUGCAAGUUCCUGCAAGUCACAAGGAAGUUGUCAAAAAUUUGAUGCAUUAUGCACAAGGUCUUCCCUUAGCACUAGAAGUUAUAGGCUCUAACUUGCAAGGUAAGACAGUAAGGGAGUGGGAAUCUGCAUUAAAUCAAUAUGAAAGAAUUCCCAAUAAAAAAAUUCAUCAAAUAUUGAAAGUAAGCUAUGAUGGCUUGGAACUAUUUGAAAAAGAAAUUUUCCUUGAUAUUGCUUGCUUCUUCAAUGAACUCUUCAAAGGAAGAUCAUUGAACUAUGUCAAAGAAAUGGAGGAACGUGUUCACAAUCUUGAUCCACACUAUAGUAUUAGUGUGUUGGAAGACAAAUGCCUCAUUAAGACUGAGGUUGAUCGUAUUAGGAUGCACGAUUUAAUACAAGAUAUGGGAAGACAAAUUGUUCAUCAAGAAUCGCCAAACAGGCCUGAAAAACGCACCAGAUUAUGGCUCAAUCAAGAUAUUGUUCAAGUUUUGGAAGAAAAUACAGGCACAAAUAAAGUUAGGAUGAUAGCUUCAGAAAAUUUGUCCAAAUGUAGAGAAGUAAUUUGGGACGGAAAAGCCUUUGAGAAAAUGAAAAAUCUCAAAAUUCUUUGUUUUAAGAAUUUAAAGUUUUCAGAAGGCCCCAAAUAUCUACCCAAUAGUUUAAAAGUGCUAAAAUGGGAAGAAUAUCCUUCAUCAUCUCUGCCACCCAACUUUCGUGCAAGGGAACUUUUUGUAAUGAAUGUGCCACAUAGUCGCUUAAAGUCGGUGGAAUUCAAGAUGGCCUUGAAUCUAAGUGUUUUGAAUCUCAAAGAAUGCCAAAAUAUUACACAAAUAUCUGAUUUAUCUGGCAUCUCAAAUUUAAAGAAAUUAAAUCUUCAUGGAUGCAAGAAUUUAAUUGCCGUUGAUGAUUCGGUUGGAGAAUUAGAAAGACUUGAAGUCUUGAAUGUGGAAAAAUGUGCCAAACUUAAAACAUUUCCCCAUUGUAUCAAGUCACCGUGUCUUAAAUCGCUCGAUCUUUCACAAUGCUCAAGCUUGAAGUACUUUCCAGAAAUACUACCGAAAGUGCCACUAAGAACACUGGAUGUGUGGGGUAGUGGGAUAGAAAAACUGCCUGCAUGCAUAAAAGAAUGCAUGUCUUUAGAGGAAUUUUGGUUAAGUGAGUGCAAGCAUCUGCAAGAAGUGGAAGGGAUUCCACCAAACUUGGAAUGGUUGGUUGCACAAAAUUGCGUAUCGUUGAGUUUAGAGUCGAGAAGCUUAUUGUUGAGUAAGGAAGUAAUUGGGGCUGGAAUAAGAAAACAUGGGGCUUGUUGCUCUAAAAACUUUGUCAUGCUGGGAUCAAUUAUCCCAGAAUGGAUGGAUGUCUGUAAGAAAGGAGGAUCUAUUUCUUUUUGGUUUCGUAAUGUCAUUCCAACUUUUUGUUGUUGUGCUCUUCUCACACCAAGUGCUGAUUAUGAAUGCGAUUUCGACUUUGGGAUGCGCAUUAAUGGAAUACUAGUAAAUGUGCGAAUCAACGGGCGUGUAUUUCACAAUAUUUCCCUAAUUAAAGAGGACUCUAUAUUUCUCUGUAUACCGGAUCGGGACAAAGAUUAUGAAAGGAGACAAGUAUUGAAAGGUGGUGUGUGGAAUAAUGCAGAGAUUUCAAUCCGGCAGCAUUCUUCGGAUUUGGGUGGUGUAAAGGAGAGUGGAAUUUAUAUGAUAAGACAACAUUGUAACAUGGAAGAUAUCCGAUUCACUGGUCCCUUAAAUUUGGAUUCCCUGAAUAUUGACCAAGAAUGUAUGGAACAUUUGGCUGAAUAUCUGGAAACGGUGUUUGAUUUGUCAAAAAGUAGCUGCAGAGAUUGGGUUGAAUGUAUGCGGGAGGAAAGCAUCCCAGAAUGGUUUCACAAGCGCACUAAAGGACAAGAUGUUUCUUUUUGCUUUCGUAACAACUUUCCAACUCUCUAUGGUGGUGCUCUUCAAAAUUCCGACUAUAAUCGGCUCCACCCACUUUCAAUCUCGAUAAAUGGAUGUCACUUUUGUAAAGCAUAUUAUUCCUCAUUGAAACUUGGUAAUACAGUUGUGUAUGGUCUACAAUUGGCCUCCUUUGACGAGAAAGAAAUGAAACGAGCAUUUCGAGAAGGUGAGUGGAAUUAUGUAAAGAUCCGUGUGUACGAUGCAAAAGAGAGCGGAAUCUAUGUAACAGGACAACAAUAUAAUAAGGAAGACAUCCGAUUCACUGAUCCUGAUAUGGAUGCCAUGGCUAAUCAAGAGAGCUGGUGUCGUUUAGAGAGCUGGUGUGGUCUUGAUGAUGAUGAUGAUGAUGAGGAUGAGGACGAGGAUGAGGAUGUUGAAGGAGAGCAACCAAUGCUAAAAAAGAGGUGGUUGAUGGAGGAUAACCAUGUUAUUUCAAUAAGUUCUUAUAUAUAUAUAUUGAAUUUGAAUAUUUUUAAUCACUUUAUAUAUCCUUUACCUUCCGUGUUAAUUAAUUAACUACAUUUCAAUUUAUGAUAUUUUACAUUCAGAAUUCCAUCAAUGUUGACCAAGGUGAUGCUCUAUUCCUCUUCAUUUUUCUAAAAAUAUAAUUAGGAGCAGGACACAUCCAACUUCCAAAAAAUAUAAUUUAAUGAAAUAAUCAUAUCCAUCCGUUUAUUUCAAGUAAAUUUCAUACAAUGUUAAUCAAAUUCUAGAAUGCUAUGAAUGUAGAUGUGUAUAUAUCCCAAUAUAUCUUCACAUAGUUUUGAAAACAAUGAUAUUCAAUUCAAUUUUAUUUAAAAAAAACAGAACAAGAACCCCUUGUUUCUAGUAAGAAGGAUCUCCAUGGCAAUCUUCUGCAGCCACAAGUAAUUAAAUUCAUUUGUUUCAGAUUUUGAGACAUUUAUUAUAUUUUUGGUGGAUCUAUCUACACUUCUUGUUGAGUUUUUACAAAUAUGUGUAGGAAAUUGAAUAUGAAAGCAAAAGGCAGGCAAUAGACAUUCAAUCUCCAAGUACAAAAAAUGAAGAAUUGUUUCAAGUAAGGAGGCUAAAUAAGAAUAUGACGCAACAACAAGAUGAAGCUUCAACCAAGGAUCAAACCACAGAGAGCUAUAUAAUAGAGAUGAUGAGACAGAAUUACAUGGAUGACUCAAAUAACAAAAGUAGCAUGACAUGGGAUCCAAUGGAAAGUGAAUAUGAAGGAACAAGUCAUGCUAAUAAUAAUAAGGAUCCAUGUGACCAGAGAAGAGAUCAUCCAUGGUGGAAGAGGCUUUUGUGUUUUAAUCUCUUCACUUUUGUUGCCUCCCUCUAUUCUUCUUCAUAGUCAUCUUUCUCCAUUACAAGACACUAUAAUGAAUUCUAUAUCAUUAUACUCUUUUAGACUCUUCAUCUUUUGUAACGAUGUUUUUAGUUGUCAACUUUUGAAUUCACGGAGAAUUGCUUGAU
Prosopis cineraria is the source of this 4305-nucleotide messenger RNA. Its product is annotated as disease resistance protein RPV1-like. Bases 295 to 3378 code for a protein of 1027 amino acids. The transcript is spliced from 9 exons. Gene Ontology annotation, biological process: signal transduction; defense response. Gene Ontology annotation, molecular function: ADP binding. The record is from RefSeq and is a predicted model, not a curated record. NCBI's taxonomy places the organism in Eukaryota, Viridiplantae, Streptophyta, Magnoliopsida, Fabales, Fabaceae.